Molecule: messenger RNA, 405 nt
Organism: Ogataea haglerorum
Lineage: Eukaryota; Fungi; Ascomycota; Pichiomycetes; Pichiales; Pichiaceae
Exons: 1
Coding region: 1-405 (134 amino acids)
Source: RefSeq, a predicted model, not a curated record
AUGGACUACAGCACUGCGCUAAAGGAGUGCGCAGUACCCGAGAGGAUCGGGAAGCUCUACUUCCGCAAAGCUCCCGACGCCUACAUUCUCCAGCUGUCCACGUUUGCUGCUCCAAAGAAGCGAAGCACCGAGGAGAGGCCUUCGCGGUGCACCGCAGACACUCUGGAGGCCAUCUGUCAGAACUCCAAAUUCGAAACGCCGACGUUCCUUUCGUCCCGCAGCAGCAACAUCAUGUUUCCCAGCGAAGACACCACAACGCUCACGGCAGAGUGCUUGUAUCCGUCGUCGCCGUACUGGGAGGGAGAAACGCAGGCGAAGCCGCACGAGAUCAAGAACGAGGACUCGGACGCGUGUGAGUUUUGCGAGAGCUCUGUAUUCGAAAGUAUAGACUCGGAGAGAUAUUAG